AUGGCAUUCUCUAAAUCUUUCAUUGUUUUCUUUGCCCUCUUUCUAAUUCUUCUUCUUCAAAUGAUCGAGUGUUUCGAUUUCCAUGAAAAGGAGUUGGAGACGGAGGAGGGUCUCUGGCAGUUAUACGAGAGAUGGAGAAGCCACCACACUACCUCGAAUAGCCUCCAAGAGAAGAAACAGCGUUUCAACGUGUUCAAACAUAAUGCUCGAUACGUUCACGAGUUUAACAAGCUAGACAAGCCAUACAAGUUGAAGCUGAACAAGUUCUCGGACAUGACUAGUCAUGAAUUCCGAAGUAUCUAUGCUGGCUCCAAGAUUAAACAUAAUAGGAUGUUAAACGGGGUUAGAGAUGCUAACCGAACUUUUAUGUAUGAGAAUAUGGAAAAUAUUCCGUUGUCUAUGGAUUGGAGGAAGAAGGGUGCUGUCACCCCCGUGAAGGACCAAGGACAAUGCGGGAGUUGUUGGGCUUUUUCCACGAUUGUUGGAGUUGAGGGUGUGAACCAAAUCAAGACACAAAAACUUGUUUCUUUGUCCGAACAAGAAUUGGUCGAUUGUGAUAGGUCAAAGAACAGCGGAUGCAGUGGAGGGCUCAUGGAUUUGGCUUUCGAGUUCAUCAAGGAAAAUGGAGGCAUCACAUCCGAGGAAGACUAUCCUUACCUAGCGGCAGAUGGUGUUUGCGACAAUUCCAAGUUGACCUCUCAUGUGGUAACGAUUGAUGGUUACGAGGAUGUACCCGUAAACGAUGAGAAAGCACUUCUUAAGGCAGCAGCCAACCAACCUAUAUCGGUUGCUAUAGAUGCCAGUGGUUCCGAUUUCCAGCAUUACUCCGAGGGCGUGUAUACCGGUGGUACAUGUGGGACAGAACUGGACCACGGUGUAGCCAUCGUAGGGUACGGUGCGACCUUACUCGGGAAAAAGUAUUGGAUCGUGAAAAACUCUUGGGGAACCGAUUGGGGAGAAAAAGGGUACAUAAGAAUGAAGCGCGAUGUAUCGCAAAUACAAGGAUUGUGUGGCAUAGCUAUGGAAGCUUCUUAUCCUACCAAAUUAUCACCAACCAACAACCUUAAAGAACCCAAAUCAUCUAUAGAGAAAAAUGAUGAACUUUAA
This is a messenger RNA of Impatiens glandulifera, 1107 nucleotides long. Its product is annotated as vignain. The record is from RefSeq and is a predicted model, not a curated record. The transcript has 4 exons. The coding region runs from base 1 to 1107 and encodes 368 amino acids. Lineage: Eukaryota; Viridiplantae; Streptophyta; Magnoliopsida; Ericales; Balsaminaceae. Gene Ontology annotation, molecular function: cysteine-type endopeptidase activity. Gene Ontology annotation, cellular component: lysosome.